AUGACCACCGUGAAAUGUCCAGUCUGCGCGAUAGAUCUACCGAGUGACGCGAUAAAUGAUCAUCUCGAUAAAAGCUGCACACUUGCAAAGUCUCCCAGUAAGCCGCGUACCAGCGCGAUUCAGAAUCAGAUUAAGAAUGAGAAUGGUGAUUGGUCUUUCAUGACCCCAGCGAGCGGAAGCGUGAGCGGCAGCAAGACCAAGAAGAGAAAAUCAGCUAGCAAAUCGGACGCGAAGAAACCUGCUAGUCGUGUCGACGACAACGACAAAGACAACGACAACGAUAAAAAUGACAGCGACAGCGAUCUCGAAAUUAUACCCACACAAUCAAAGAAGAAAAAGGCAGAAAAUACAACGCACAGGCAGAACAAGCAGAAGACAGAUGUACCACCAGCUCCAAUAUUCACAACUAAGGCGACGCAAAGUACACCGAAUAAUCUAAUUCAAGCUCAGCCACUAGCUGAGAGAGUCCGACCGACGACAAUAGAUGGUUACGUCGGUCAGGAGGACCUCAUGGGCGAGAAUGGGAUAUUGCGCAGCAUGAUACUGAGCGACAAUAUCCCCAGCUCUAUCUUCUGGGGACCACCUGGAUCUGGAAAGACAACGCUAGCUAGAAUUAUUGCUCAUCGCAGCAAUGCCAAGCUGAAGGAAUUGUCCGCUACCAACUCUGGCGUUGCUGAGGCGAAACAAAUCCUUGAUCAGGCCAAAACGACGCUGAAAUUGAAUGGCACGCGUACUAUUCUCUUCAUCGAUGAAAUACACCGCUAUUCCAAAUCACAGCAAGACACCUUUCUGCCGUAUAUGGAGAGUGGAGCGUGUGUGGUAAUAGGCGCCACAACAGAGAACCCCUCAUUCAAAAUUAACAAUGCUCUCUUAUCCCGCUGCCAUGUCUACUGCCUUACCAAGCUCAGUGGGGAGGACAUAACAACCAUGCUACGCAACGCACUGCACAAAUGGCGCGACCAGAACGCUCAUCACGCUCACCAAGCUAUAGAAGAGAUUAUAGAUGCAGACUUUCUGCGUUACCUAUCCAGUAUAAGUGAUGGAGAUGGACGCGCAGCGCUCAACUCACUCGAAAUGGUACUACGCGCUGUUGAAAUACGUCAUCGGUCGACCACCACUAAGCCUACAACGAAAGAAGAUCUACUAGGAUCUCUGAAACGUUCGAUGGUGCUCAAAUACGACCGAGACGGUGACUUCCACUACGACUCUAUAUCUGCUUUCCACAAAGCCGUGCGCGGGUCUUGUGUAGAUGGCGCGCUUUACUGGCUCGCGCGGAUGGUGGAGGCGGGUGAAGAUGCACUCUACAUCGCUCGCAGAAUGGUCGUUAUCGCUUCAGAGGAUGUAGGAAUGGCCGAUUGCGCCGCUCUUCCCCUCGCUACUGCCACAUACCAAGCUUGUCAAUUUAUUGGACUGCCCGAGUGCAGAAUCAACCUCGCUCACUGCACCGUAUAUCUCGCUGAAGCAGCGAAAUCGAUUAGGAGCUAUGUAGGUUAUAACAAUGCAGUCGACGCUGUCAGGAAUCACCCCCAGUAUCCCGUUCCGAUUCAUCUGAGAAACGCACCUACUCAGCUCAUGAAAAGUUUAGGUUACGGUAGAGAGUACCUCUAUAACCCAGCCUAUGCUCAUCCAGUACACCAGGAAUACUUUCCUCACGACCUCCCUCACGACGCGAGACUGAUUAAUAGGGAGCACAAGGUUCAUGAUCAGCAGCUUCUCGAUGAGUGGGAGAAAGAGAGUGUGAGCGUUAAAUCGGGUGAUGGGCAGCUGCAUCAACAAGAAAGCUCCGCACAACCUGCCAAAUGCCCGAAAGGAUUAGGCAAGUGA
Molecule: messenger RNA, 1824 nt
Organism: Wallemia ichthyophaga EXF-994
Lineage: Eukaryota; Fungi; Basidiomycota; Wallemiomycetes; Wallemiales; Wallemiaceae
Product: ATPase WRNIP1-like protein C26H5.02c
Exons: 1
Coding region: 1-1824 (607 amino acids)
Biological process (GO): regulation of DNA repair; DNA repair; DNA-templated DNA replication
Cellular component (GO): nucleus
Molecular function (GO): ATP hydrolysis activity; ATP binding; DNA binding
Source: RefSeq, a predicted model, not a curated record